Molecule: messenger RNA, 573 nt
Organism: Colletotrichum aenigma
Lineage: Eukaryota; Fungi; Ascomycota; Sordariomycetes; Glomerellales; Glomerellaceae
Product: Tyrosinase-like protein orsC
Exons: 3
Coding region: 1-573 (190 amino acids)
Molecular function (GO): oxidoreductase activity
Source: RefSeq, a predicted model, not a curated record
AUGAGGUCUGUUUCGCUAGUCCUUCUGGCUGUCGCGGGCCUUCAGUGCCACGGUGCUGCUGCCAUCUCCGCCACCAACACACAUACCGAAGCUUGCACCAAUCCUCUCAUCAGACGCGAAUGGCGACAGCUGUCUUUGGAACAGAGGCUGGACUACAUCGACUCUAUCAAAUGUCUGGUGGCCCUUCCGUCCGAGGGUAACGACUUGUGGCCUGGCGCAAAGUCUCGGUACGAUGAUUUCCAGGGCAUGCACAUUUACAUGACGAAGCAAGUCCAUUUCAACGGGCCGUUCCUUCCAUGGCACCGCUGGAUGCUGUAUCUCUUCGAAUCAGAGCUGCGCACAAAAUGUGAUUAUAAGGGCACCCUUCCAUACUGGGACAUGGGUUUAGACAACACCGCCGAGGGCUUUGCCAAAUCACCCGUCUUCGACAAUGUUUAUGGUGUCGGGGGAAAUGGGCCGUACAUUGAGGAUGUCACUGAUCCGGACGAGUUCCCCGUUCAGAAACUAAUCGAGAUCCCGGAAAGAUCUGGAGGCGGCAAGUUUACCUUGAGUUCUCGUGCAGACACCCCCUAA